AUGGCAAGCGAAGCUCCUUCGCAGGUUGAGAUAACUGAUUGGUGUAAGAAGGAAGAUAUCCGCCCGAGCCAUGCCCUCCUCCUGAAAGCAGAUGGCAUUCUCACUGACACAACCGAAGACAUCCUGAUCGCUCUCGCUAAAACCGUACAGCACAUCAUGAGUGUCUCGCGGAGGGAGAGAGAUGUUGCUACCCAGCUGCUCUGUGAGUUUGAGAAAGAGGCAUCGGAUGUCGUACUGCCCUCCUCAGGCGAGGUUUCACUGAAGCUUGGUGGCCGACAUGUCCCGCUAAAAAUUAACCGGUUGGGAGUGGUAGUCAAGAAUCGGGUGAGGAUUCAGGAUCUUGUCGAGAAAGGCUUGAUGCUGACAACUCAAGAGAAGAAGAAUGCGAACCAGUUGGGGGAGGCGUUGGCACGUUGCACACUCAACAGCAGCAGAAAACUAAGGCCAUUCUCUGGAAGCAAAACACCAGCCAAAGAUGAAGAUGUCUUUGACACCUGGAUUGAGCUGGCGAAGGGUCAACUGGAUGAGGAGGAGAAUGAUCAAGAAAAGAGGAAGCGAAUUAGGGAAGCUCUUCGCCCUCCAGCGGCGAACAUAAUUUCUGAUCUUAGACGAGACCAACAAGCUGCAACUUCUGAAGAUUACUUGGGUGCUCUUGAGUUGGCUUUUGGAGGUACAGAAUCUGCAACCGAGUUGCAUGUAUUAUUUCAUUCAUCCCAUCAGAAGCAAGGGGAGACACCGUCAGAGUACUUGACUCGUCUUCAGGAUAUUCUUCGCAGAUUGAUCAGGAAGGGUGGAGUGGAGAAAGAGAAGAAAGAUGGCUUGCUGCUCUCUCAGUUCAUCAAGGGUAUUCUUUAUGAUGAGAUGCUUUUGGUUAACUUGCAGUUGAAGGAAAAAGUGUCACAACCCCCCACCUACCUUCAACUCCUCCGAAUGGUGAGACGUGAGGAGGCUGAGCAGAUGGUAAAAAUGUCUCAUCGUAGUGUCGAUGCUCCUAAAAAGGAGGCCAAAACAUUCCAUCAAUCUGCAGGUAGCAAGGAAGUUGGGGAGAAAAGGAAGACUCCUACAAACAGCCGACCCAACUUUUGUUACAAGUGUGGCUUAGAAGGGCAUUAUAAAGGGAAAUGCCCCAAUGAGCCUGAUGUUGAGAAGGUUAACAGUGCAUUGAUCAAGUUCAUCCAUCAGGGAAACGGGACAGGGCAUCUGAGGGGGGCCGCCCAGAAGCCCAAAGAACAAGGCCCAAUUCCAGUUGUACAAUUGGCACAGAUAUUCCUGCUUGUUUAA
Patiria miniata (bat star) is the source of this 1281-nucleotide messenger RNA. RefSeq names its product paraneoplastic antigen Ma1 homolog. Gene Ontology annotation, molecular function: zinc ion binding; nucleic acid binding. The transcript has a single exon. Bases 1 to 1281 code for a protein of 426 amino acids. NCBI's taxonomy places the organism in Eukaryota, Metazoa, Echinodermata, Asteroidea, Valvatida, Asterinidae. The record is from RefSeq and is a predicted model, not a curated record.